AUGUCAUUCUCUAAGAUCAAGAAAUCAUUCGACGAUAAACCUGAUGACCCACCAAGUUCCCUUCUUGAUCUGCCUUGGUGUCCUGAGACCGUCAAUAUUGUGCUCUCAUCAAAAACGAACCGUGUCAUCUCCAAGAAAUCUUGCGACGAUAAAUCUGAUGACCCCCCAAAACCCGGUCUCGGAUCAUUGUAUACCCGGUGGGGCAGAACUACUUGUCAUACUAAUUCAAGCCUUGUAUAUGACGGUGUGGUUGGUGGGCAAUUCUUUGCCCACUUUGGUGGCGGAAGUAAUCUCUUGUGUCUACCCAACGAUCCCAUUUGGGCCAAUUAUACUGCAGUAGGUGAAGUUGGUGGUUGGAUUUAUGGCAGUGAAUAUCAGUUAGAUUUAUACCCAACUAAUAAACUCUUUUCUUUUGCUAACGCCGAAUCAAUUCAUGAUCACAACGUUCCGUGUGCUAUCUGUUUGACACGAAAACCUGCUGUUGUUAUGAUGUUACCAGCCAGGAAUGAGUGUUACACUGGUUGGACAGCUGAGUAUUCGGGAUAUUUGAUGAGCGAGCGUCAUAGUCAUCAGGGCAGACAUGAAUAUGUGUGUGUGGACUAUGCACCAGAAGCUGAUCCAGCAGGUUACAGAGACGAAAAUGGAGCUCUACUGUAUUUCGUUCAGGCUGCUUGUGGUUCAUUGCCAUGUCCACCGUAUGUCAAUGGUCGAGAAUUAACCUGCGUUGUGUGCAGUAAAUACUGA
This is a messenger RNA of Octopus sinensis (East Asian common octopus), 744 nucleotides long. Its product is annotated as short-chain collagen C4-like. The transcript has 6 exons. Bases 1 to 744 code for a protein of 247 amino acids. Lineage: Eukaryota; Metazoa; Mollusca; Cephalopoda; Octopoda; Octopodidae. The record is from RefSeq and is a predicted model, not a curated record.